AACAACCUCGAUUUGAAUGUUGCUCCUGCAGCACAACCCAUUGUUAUGCCUGACGUGCAACCGGAGGUGCCUGUUGUUCCCCCUGAAGUGUCUGCUAUUCAUCCCGUCGUACCUGUUACACACCCUAAUGAACCUGCUGCAUAUCCUAACGUAUGGCAGCCAACUUUUGUCUUUGACAAUCGUCCUAUCACUAUUCACGAUUCUGUCAUGCUCCAUGAUUCUACUGCUGUAGCAGUGGCCAAAGGUUUUGUAAUUCCACGGGAUCAAACAUUCUUAGCGGAUAGGUCGGAUACUGAUGCUAUUAAUAAUUCAUUGGCAUUCAGUAUCCAAGGUGCUGCUUCAGUUUCUGACAUGGCACAACGUUUGAGUGCCAGAAAUGUUGAGCUGAAAGUCUCAAGAAACCAAAUCGGGGUCUUACAGCGACUGCUCAAAUACUACAAACGAAAACACGUGGAUUUGAAGCAGGAGAAUACUCAGCUGAAAAAGAUGAUGUUAUCUUACGCAGAAUACUUGGGACCAAAGAUGCUAGAAAUGGAGAAGAAUACCGAACGUCUCCAGCGACAGCACGAAAAACUCCGGGUCGAUGUUCAGGGGUGUUGCAAGUCUCUCCGCACACGCUCUAGUCAGAAAUAAUUUUCCUGGAGCAGCUCUGAGGAAUCAUCUGCUCAUCAUUACCACGUGUC
This is a messenger RNA of Corylus avellana, 683 nucleotides long. Lineage: Eukaryota; Viridiplantae; Streptophyta; Magnoliopsida; Fagales; Betulaceae. The record is from RefSeq and is a predicted model, not a curated record.